ACAAAGCAGUAAACUCCGGUGUCCGCAUAGCACUCCGUGCGCGAUCCCAUCUCCUCCAAUCGCAGAGGACCAACACUUUGAAUGACUCCAUUGCUGCACACAUCUGCCCUUUGUUCUUCUCCUCCUCCUCUCUCAACGCUGACCGCUGACCCUAUCGCUUACUCCUUUCUUGCGUCUUUUCUUGGCAGAGUAGAGCGGCUUCUUCUCCGCUGGACCGGCAGCAACUGCUUAGGAGACAGCGGGAAGAUGGCCACGGCGGAGCCGAUCAUGAACGCCUCGCUCGUCCCGGACUCCGAGCUCAUUUCUCGGGCCGUCCAGGCCGCCUGUGGGACCAUCCGCGCCGCCCGUGACGUCCUCGUCGAGCGCCACAGCUUUGCCGAGCUGGCCGCCUACCUGGACCGCGUCGUCCCCAUCCUCGACCAGCUGAAGGCCACGACGCCCGCCGCGAACCGUGACGGCACCCUCGCCGACGCCGCUGGGAUCCUCGCCCGCGAGGUCGAGGCCGCCCGGGCUCUCGCCCUCGAUUGCGGCAAGCGCAACCGCAUCUAUCUCCUCCUCAACUGCCGCCGCAUCGUCACCCGCCUUGAGUCCGCCACCAGGGAGAUCGGCCGCGCCAUUAGCCUCCUCCCCCUCACUUCCCUCGAUCUCUCCUCCGCGAUCCGCGACGAGGCCAAGCUUCUCAGCGAUUCCAUGGUCCGGGCCGAGUUCCGGGCCGCCGCCGCCGAGGAGGAAACCCUGCGAAAGUUGGAGUCGGCCAUCCAGGAGCACAACUCCGACCGGUCCUACGCGAACAGCCUGCUGGCCCUCAUCGCGGACGCCGUGGGGAUCUCCAAGGACCGUACCGUUCUCAAGAAGGAGUUCGCGGAGUUCAAGGAGGAGGUAGCGGAGGCCAAGCUGCGGAAGGACCUCGCGGAGGCGAUUCAGAUGGAUCAGAUCAUUGCCCUGCUCUCUAGGGCGGACGCCACCUCGUCAUUCAAGGAGAAGGAGGUGAAGUAUUACAGCAAGAGGAACUCGUUGGGGAGCCAGCCAUUGGAGCCCCUCCAGUCCUUCUACUGCCCCAUUACCCGUGACGUGAUGGAGGAUCCCGUGGAGACUUCUUCUGGGCAGACCUUCGAGAGGAGCGCGAUUGAGAGGUGGUUCGCGGACGGCAACACCACUUGUCCGCUCACCAUGACACCUCUCAACACCGGCUUCCUUCGGCAUAACAUCACUCUUAGGAAGUCCAUCGAGGAGUGGAAGGAGAGGAACAACAUCAUAAUUAUCUCUUCGAUGAAGUCCAAGCUCAGUUUGGACGACGAGGUGGUGCUCAGGAGCUUGGCCCAGCUGCAGGAGCUCUGUGAGGAGAAAUUUUCGAAUAGGGAGUGUGUGGUGAUGGAGGAUUACUUGCCAAUUCUUGUCGGAUUGCUUGGAAGGAAUAACUCACAGAUAAGGAAUCACACACUCUAUAUUCUUCGAUUAUUGGUGGAAGACAGCGAUGAUAACAGGGAAAAAAUAGCUGAAGUGGACAAUGCCAUUCAAUCCAUUGUGAAAUCUCUUGCACGGCGCACCGAUGAACGUAAAGCAGCAGUAGCGUUGCUGUUGGAGCUAUCAAAAAAUAAUGCAAUUUGCGGCCAUAUUGGAAAGGUACAAGGCUGCAUUCUUCUACUAGUGACAAUUAUAAACAGUGAUAACAACCAAGCUGCUGAUGAUGCUAGAGAGCUUUUGGAGAAUCUUUCUUUUCUAGAUGACAACGUAGUGCUGAUGGCAAAGGCUAACUAUUUUCAGCCACUGCUCCGGUGUCUUAACUCAGGUCCAGAGUAUUUGAAAAUGAAAAUGGUAAAAGCAUUAGCUGAAAUGGAAUUAACUGAUCAUAGCAAGGAGACCUUGUUUAAAGAGGGAGCAUUGCAGCCACUUCUUCAGAUGCUCUCAUUAAGUGAUGCAGAUGGAAAAAGAAUGGCCAUUAAGGCUAUUCAGAAACUCUCCAGCUUUGGUCCUAAUGGUUUACAGAUCAUCAGGGACGGAGCAAUUUCACCACUUCUUGACCUACUAUUCCAGGCAAUACCAGCAUCUUCCAAUCUAAGAGACCAAGUUGCAGCUACUAUUUUGAAUAUCACUGUAUCAGCCGCUGCCUUGCAAACCAAUGAAGCCCUGAGUAUUCUGAAAUCAGAUGCUGAAAUUUCUCGGCUCUUUUCCUUGGUGAUGCUGACUGGGCCAACUAUACAACAAAGCAUUCUAGGAACAUUUUAUGCGCUGUGCCAGCUUCCAUCAGCGAAGGACAUGAGAACUAAGUUGAGGCAGUUUUCUGCAGUCCAAUUAUUAAUUUCACAAUGUGAGCACAGAGAUCUUUCUGUAAGAGCAAGUGCUGUUAAACUGCUAUCUUGCCUCAUGGAAGACGGAGAUGAUAAUGUGUCAGCUGAAAGUGUUACUCAAAGGUGUCUGGAGACUUUGCUUUCCAUUAUCAAAACCUCUAAGGAUGAGGAAGAGGUAGCUGCUGCAUUGAGAAUCAUUUCUGAUCUUCCUAUAGGGUACACCCAUGUAACUCGAUGGAUUGCAGAUGCUGGAGCAAUAACAGUAUUUGUCAGUUAUAUUAGAGAUGCAAAGCUUAGUGGGCCCUUCAGGAAUAAGUUAAUAGAGAAUGCUCUUCGAGUUUUGUGCCGUUUCACAAUGUCAACAAAUCCAGAAUGCCAGAAAAUAGCCGCUAAGUCUGGAUUGAUCCCCUUGCUUGUCCAGUUGUUGGGAUCUGGCACUCCAGCUGCAAAACGAUAUGCAGCUACUUUGCUAUGUCAGUUUUCAGAGAGUUCACUCAGCCUGAGCAGGCUGGUAGAGCGACAUGGAGGUUUCUGGUGCUUUGCACCCCCACCUGAAAUACGAUGCCCAGUGCACAAUGGUGUUUGUUCAGCGGAGACAUCAUAUUGUCUUUUGGAAGCAGAUGCCAUAGGACCACUUCUGAGUUUGCUUGGAGACUCAGAUUCCAGCAUUUGUGAUGCCGCUCUAAGUGCACUCUCAACACUCAUAGAGGGCGAAAGGCUGCAAAGUGGCAGCAAGGUACUUCAUGAGUCAAAUGGCAUUGCACCCAUUGUAAAAGUUCUGAGCUCUCGGUCAACUGAGUUGCAAGAGAAGGCACUUAACGUUUUAGAGAGGAUUUUUCGACUGCAAGAGUAUAAGCGGAUCUAUGGUGCUUUAGCACAGAUGCCUUUGGUUGACAUAACUCAAAGAAGCAACGGUCCUGUUCGAGCUUUGGCAGCUAGAAUACUUGCUCAUUUGGAUGUGCUUCAUGAUCAAUCUUCCUAUUUCUAAGAGGCAGUUAUUUAGAUGCCAGGAUAAAGCUCAGUUCCAACUGAGUGGUAUAUCCACAAAAGUUCAGUUCAACAUUCCAUGCUUCAUUUGGGUCACAUGAUAACUUGGAAAGGGAUGAAUGUGGUUUGUAUCACGUUAAAGCCAUCUGGAGGACUUGGUGAGACAAUUCUCAUUGAGCACACCGAAACAAGAAAGCUAGCCAGUGCGUGCUCCUAUCACACACAUCAAUGCUGUUUUUAUGUGGAAAAGAAAGAAAACCAAGUUCACCCUGACAAAACUUUCAGCAUGAUAGCUCACAUUUGUCGCACAAUCUAACCGCUUAGAGCUUUUGACAUGGUUGAAGAAAGAUAUUGGGUAGCACGGUGUUUCUCAACUUGGCGACUGUUAAAGCUAUCGGUUAUUUCUUUAGGAAGGAACCAGAAGUUUUAUGUACAAUGUUGCACAUGCAAUCCACAUUUCAGGUAUCUUCAACUUCUAGCCCAUUCUUUGAAGAGUCAACGUAAAUUUGCUUCUUCAUGAAUGAAUAAAAUGUGUCUAUUUUGUUUCUUCUUCAACAUUCUAUUUUGAGAUUAUUGAUAAAUUUAUGCCCAUAUGAAGCUAAUGAUGCCUAUCUCAACAUGCUGAUUGCUGAUAUUAGGUGUGAAAAUUUUCAUACCUUGUUCUAUCA
Musa acuminata subsp. malaccensis (wild Malaysian banana) is the source of this 3943-nucleotide messenger RNA. RefSeq names its product U-box domain-containing protein 44. NCBI's taxonomy places the organism in Eukaryota, Viridiplantae, Streptophyta, Magnoliopsida, Zingiberales, Musaceae. Gene Ontology annotation, molecular function: ubiquitin-protein transferase activity; protein binding. The record is from RefSeq and is a predicted model, not a curated record. Gene Ontology annotation, biological process: protein ubiquitination.